CCUUAAAGUUUACGCAGAAUCGGGGGCCAUCCCAUCGUUGUCGCGACAGAAGCCCGAUCAACUCUUGCAUAUCUGGAAAACGCAGAAAAGGCAAAAGGGUGACUUAUCGUAUUCGCAUUCGCAAAUCCACCCUCUCUCUCUCUCUCUCCCUGUAUGGAUCAUAUAUAAAUUUUCUUACCCCACCGUCUUCAUCUGCCCGUCGCUCCGUUUUCUCAGAAAUUUUUCGCUUUGCAGCGACUUUUCCGGGAAAAGGCCGAUUCGCCGAUUGUUUACUAUGUAUAUCACGGAGAAAUCUCUCUUUGCCUCGUUCCCCACGCCCUUCCGUGCGUUCGGGAAGCGUUCUUCGCCGACUAGCUUCGAUCUCGUCGCUCGCUCCUUCGAUGAUAGCGUGCUUCGUGGUCUCAAGGCCUUGAAUCCGCCUGCCUCCAACACGCCGUUGAUCGGCCUGUCUUGGCUAUCGUCGGCCGUUGACUUCCUCGCUUCCGUCCACGUCGAAGCGCGGGACGUUCUUGCCAACCUUAGCUCGUCCGACGACACGAUCAAGUUGUACUUGGACGGCUCCGUUAAGGUAUUGGACCUCUGCAACUUCGUUUCCGCCGAGAUCGAGCGGUUGAGGCAGCGUCGCCUUCUGAUCAAUUUCGCACUUCUCCUCCUCGAUGACGAAAAAAGGUCGCCUGAAAAGCUCCGGAGAGCUGUGAACUCGCUCUCCGACGAACCGAAAACCGGUACUCGUCAGAAGAACGUCGAUCCGAACGGUCUGGUGCGCGAUCUGGCCGAUCGCUUCCUAAGUCCACUGCCAAGUGGCCGGAUCUCGAACGCCGAGGAGCUGGCCCGGCGCACCUUGUACGCCGUCGGAGUGGUGACGGUUUUCGUCUUCGGCGCGGUGGUUUCCGCUUUGAGCGGCGGAGGUUCGGCCAAGAUUGACGUCUCGGCGACCGGUUUCCCCUGGGCUGACUCGCUGAGUCAACUCCGAUCCGCGAUUUUGAACCGGCGAGUUCUGGAGGAGAUUGGUGACGUGGAAACGCGGGCGGGGCGAGCGCGUGAUACGGUAAACGAUGUCGGCCAAGGAAACGAAGCGAGCCACGCCAAGUUGGGAAACGCCGUUAAGGAGCUGAGGGCGGCAUCCGAGAGGUUGACGGAGGGCCUCGACCGUUUGGCUAACGGCGUCAACGGCGUGUUCCGCUUGGUUUUGGGCACGAGAGACGGCAUUUUAGAUGCGCAUAGAAAAAGGCACGAAGGUGAUUAUGAGAAAAAACAAAAGAAAUGAAACGACAUGGAAUCGAAGAAAAGUUAUCCAUUUGCUUGUUUUCUUAUACGUGUGGAAAAUGGAGAAAUAAAACGAAAAUUCAUAAA
Molecule: messenger RNA, 1353 nt
Organism: Diospyros lotus (date-plum)
Lineage: Eukaryota; Viridiplantae; Streptophyta; Magnoliopsida; Ericales; Ebenaceae
Product: protein BPS1, chloroplastic-like
Exons: 1
Coding region: 275-1267 (330 amino acids)
Source: RefSeq, a predicted model, not a curated record